ACUACGACUAAGGAAAACGUGAAGCAAUACACCGGAGUUUGAGUUUCAUCCACGGACCUUCUACCCUGGGACCUAAGCUCCUGUUCAGUUGGUAUCUUUUGUAGGUGUUAAAGGAGUACAGUUUCGUUAAACAUUGAUUUGCAUGGGUUCUGAAGAGUCAUUCAUGUUUUACUUAGGAGAGCACAAUAACCUAACGGAUAUAUUUCACCAUGGAGGCAAAUAGCAGGCCUGGGGACGUCAACCCCAAACUUCUUACAAAGUCAUCUCAAACUUACCUAAUGAGAUAUUAUUACUAGGUCAGGUUUAUCAGAACAAUGGCUUACGACUGAAACUUUCGUAAAAUCUACAGAAGCCCUAAUAACAGCUCAUUCUAAGAUGGGCCCUUAGUUAUGAAAAACGAUAAAAGUAGGUGAAAACGUAAAAAUUCUUACAUGGUAUUGCAAGAUGGCUGUGUACAGAGAAGUGUCUAGGGGACCCAUCAUGAAGACUAAAAAAAUGCGGGCAUUGAGCAUCGAGGGGUUAACUAGCGACGCAUUGAUCCAACCUCACAUACCUGAUAAAGCGACAAAUCAUACUCGCAUUCUGGAGCUGAGGAAAGAAAAAUCUCGAGAUGCGGCCAGAUCGCGACGUGGAAAAGAAAACUAUGAAUUCUACGAGCUUGCAAAGAUGUUGCCUCUUCCUAAUGCUAUUACCUCACAGUUGGAUAAAGCCUCUAUAAUACGUCUCACAGUGAGUUGUCUAAAACUCCGAGACUUCUCCAGUCAUGGGGACCCACCGUGGAACCGUGAUGGACCUCCCCCUAAUAAAUCUGUCAAAGGGGGUCCCCCUAGGAGGCGCACUCAGUCAGCUGUUGCACAGGAGGUGUUUGAGGCCCACCAGGCAGCUCAUAUCUUGCAGUCAAUGGAUGGGUUUGCCUUUACGUUAGCUAACGAUGGUCGCUUCCUGUACAUUUCAGAAACUGUGUCCAUCUAUUUAGGUCUCUCUCAGGUUGAGAUGACAGGUAGUAGCAUGUUUGACUAUAUUCACCAUGCAGAUCAACAGGAGUUUGCUGAAGAAUUAGGCAUGGUUCACCCAAGUACUACCACCCCCUCCCCUAGCUCUAUGACAUCAGAGGACACUAGUACACCAUUAACAAGCCCCCGGUCACUAACUCCACCUUUACAUGAUAGAGUGAUGGUUAUGAACCCAUCCCUGGCCAGUGGGGAUGACAGGUCAUUCUGUGUCCGUAUGAAGUCUACACUUACUAAGAGAGGAGUACAUGUCAAGUCUUCAGGAUAUAGGGUUGUUCAUAUCAUGGGACAUAUGCGACCUCAGAUGGUUUUCUCACUCACACGCAAACAAGCUCCGCCCCCUCUACUAGGCUUUGUAGGCCUUGCCAUAGCAUUGCCACCGCCAACUGUCAAUGAAAUUUUGAUUGACAAUGACAUGUUCGUCACUCGCUUAGGACCUGACUUCAAAGUUCUACAUUGUGAACCUAGGAUAAGUGAUCUCAUGGAUUUAACUGCUGAAGACAUCCUCAACAAAAGCUUGUAUGAAUUCUGCCAUGCUGAGGACUUAACAAGGCUGAGGACGGCUCAUCAUGACUUAUUGAACAAAGGGCAAGUGCUCUCCAGCUAUUUCCGUCUGAUGAACAAGCACGGUGGCUACAUCUGGUUACAACUAUGUGCAACAACUAUAUGUAACAAUAAGAAUCAAGAUGAUCAGAGCCAUAUAGUCAUUAACUAUGUAUUAAGUGGUGUAGAGCAUUCUAGAUGUGUGAUGAACUUGAACCAGCAGUCAAGCAGUAAAAUGGAAGGGAGCCCCUCAGACCAUUCAGGCAGUGAGGAAACACCAGACCAAGAUGACAUUGGUGAUGUGUCUAGAGACCAGACACAAAGAGACAUGACAUCAGACUCUGCGGGUGACAUCACUCACAGCUCACAUUCAAGUCACGGGAAAACACAUUCCUCCAAUUUCAAUGGAAAAACACAUUCCUUGAAUUAUAGUGGAAAACAUUCCUCUAGUCAUAAUGCAGACAUUUCCCACAAUGAAGAUGCUGGGAAUGUGGAGCUUAAUAAAGCUCCGAACAUUCUCUCAAACACAGACAAUUUGGCUGCUGAUAGCAUGGUCACUGAGGGUAGUCUAACUAGGGAUGAUAUUGAAAAACAUGCAGAUGACAUGAGUAUUGAACAUAGCUCCAAUGUUAUCAGAUCUAGUAGAAAAAAGUUAAAGAUUUCCAGUAGUGAUUUGAUUCAGACUCAAGAGGAGAUUGUGAAUCCAAGUGUGAAUAGUAGAACCACACCAGAAUUGCAGUUAGAGAUUCCAAUGGAAACUAGCCCUGAUAAAUUCCAAGGGGGAAUAUCGAUGUCAAAUCAAGAUAUAGCCCCCCUGGGUCACAUUCAUAAAUCCCCCUCCCCCCAGGAUUUAUCCAUUCGCUCUAAUGAUACCACAUCUCACCACCAGGUGUCAUCCCAAGCAGACACACCCUCCAAUGAAAGCUGGGGGAAAGGGACUGAGGCCGAGAGAGGCUACAGUGAGACCACAGAGGGGGAGAGAUACAGCGAGGGUCCAAACUCUGUACGUGAUCUUGAAGCUGCAAUGACACGUCAUCUCCCUACAUCCUCGACGCACCUAGUGUCCAGUGAGCUGCAAAAUGCUGUUCUUGUAUCUGACUAUGCAGCUUUACAGAAGCAGAAAUCGACCAUACAAUGGAUAGGUUCCCAGCAGCAUCUUUAUGACAGUGCACCACUGCCUGCCUCCAAUCUCCUUCGUCAACUAUACGCAAAUCGUGAAUCUGUGAUCCGGUCAAAUCCACGACCCCAGUACUACACAGAGUCGUCAUUAUUAACACCCCCUGGUGGCGAGAACCACCUCACCCUCGGGCAGCUGUCUAGUAAAUCCCAGGCCAACCUGACCACGCCUAUAACUGUAUCCAAUAUGGCAGACUCUGGUUAUAACAUUACACCCCCUUCCUCUGUAUCUCCAAGUGAGAAGUUUCUUUAUAGUGAGCCAUUCCCCGGGGAUUCCAGUCAGUUUAGGGCAUACAGUGAGUCUGUCAGCCAUGGUGUCCCUAUCAAACCCCAUGCUUACCCCCUCCCUGCACAUAAUCACUCGUAUGAUAGAUGUGGGAGUCAGUACCCCUCAGUUCCUGGGUACUAUGCUGGUUUCCCCCCUUACACCCCUGGCCACUACCCUGGACACCAAUAGCUUAAAUCACCGUCUAUUUUAUUGGUUUCCCUAGAAGAAAAAUCUAUUUUUAUUUUUAAAGGGAGAAUCAGAUCUAGCGAGUGGGCUUUACAAAAAUUAUUUCAGUUUGAAAAUAUUUUUGACUCAUAUGAUUCUUUGUCAUGUGUAUUUUCUAAAAAUCCCAAAGGGUAU
Molecule: messenger RNA, 3357 nt
Organism: Owenia fusiformis
Lineage: Eukaryota; Metazoa; Annelida; Polychaeta; Sabellida; Oweniidae
Source: the annotation of a GenBank genome assembly